UUCAGUUAUCUGUUUUGUGUUUUAAGUGGUUGGUUUAAUUGGUCUACCAUGGGGAGGGAAGGGGUGCAGCCAGGGCCGGAAACAGAGCUCAGUCUGAGGCCUGGGAGCCUCAUGUGAGGAGGCAUUUUCCCUCAAGCAUGGAGGCAGGAGAAAAUAAGAGAGGAUGGAAGACUCAGCUGGCUGAUGCAACAAGCUGUGUAGAUGAUAAGAUCACAUGAGAUAAGACCUCAAGAUGGUAGCAGGCAUGGGGAAGUUCUUGAAAAAAUUUUUUAAGUAGCUGUCAGGGUUCUGAGGUUUGGUUCUGUCUGCUCUCCCACCUGCCGUCUUCCAGAUUCCCCGUUCCCACGCCAUCUGCUCUUGGCACCAGGUCUGGGAAGUCCUCUUGCUUCCAAUCCCAGCACAAGUGCUACAGCAAUGGAUCACCCUUCAUCCACGAAUCAGCCGCAAGCACCAGAAACCUCUGUUUGUUUCUAAAAAGCACCUUCCAGUGCUCCUCAGACCUGCUGGAACAAACAAUGUCAAUCUGGAGGCUGAUAAAACUCUCAGUAUCACAGAAACACAGGGCGAGCAAUCACAAAUCCCCAUGACCUUGACCCCUCUUGAAUCAUGCUCCCCACAGACCACAGCACACCAGCCAGCCCAGGGAACAGGGUGCAGGCGCCCUUGCUUCUAUCAUAUUGAGAGCUGAGCGGCAUUUCCUGGGCCCCAGGCUUCAUUAGCACGUUGGUGGUAUUGCUUCCUGUAGCUGACUAUCUGUUUCCAUUCUGGCAAAGUGUUUGCUCUCUUCUCUCUGCUUUGGGGGUUGGGGGAAGAUGAGCUUCUCAAGGAGCCUGUCUCUGCCCUCUUGGCCGUCUCCCCCUCGGCAUCCCGCACGUCCCCGCCACAAGGCAGAGCGUCUGGCGUCCCCCUGAGCCGAGCUGAGGAGCUCCGCACCCAGAAGAGCUCUCCCCUCCCGCAGUCAGCAUCGCAGCCACAUCCAGUCUGCAGUUUAGGAAGAGACAGGAAAAGUGGCAGACCGGUUGGCAAGCUGAUGACAAUUAAGAGAAGGCCUAGGAGGAGAAGCUGAAGCCCAAGAGGGUCGCGGAAUAAUGGAUGUCACCACGUCAGCGCACUCGGAGACCACAGGGAGGACCUCAGGGCCCAGCACUCUACAGGGAACCCUCGGCAGCCUGGACAAAGCUGAAGACCACAGCAGCAGCAUCUUUUCUGGGUUUGCGGCUCUCCUUGCCAUCCUCCUGGUUGUUGCAGUUUUCUGCGUCCUGUGGAACUGCAGUAAACGGAAGAAGCGGCAAGUUCCCUACCUCCGAGUUACCAUCAUGCCCUUGUUGACUCUGCCUCGACCCAGACAACGAGCCAAAAAUAUUUAUGACCUCUUGCCCCGAAGACAAGAAGAGCCGGGAAGACAUCCCUCAAGGAGCAUCCGUAUUGUCAGCACCGAAAGCCUCCUCUCCAGGAAUUCUGACAGCCCUCCCUCAGAGCAUGUGCCCUCCCAAGCAGGCGAUGCCUUCCACAUGCACGGAGCCCAUACUCACGCCAUGGGGUAUGCAGUGGGCAUCUAUGACAAUGCCAUGCGGCCCCAGCUGUGUGGAAACGUUGCUCCCUCAGCUCACUAUGUCAAUGUCAGAGCUUCAAGAGGUUAUCCGAGCACUUCUUCAGAGGAGUCAAGAGAUUAUGUCAAUAUCCCCACAGCAAAGGAGAUUGCUGAGACUUUGGCUUCUACCAGUAACCCUCCUGGGAACCUCUUCAUCCUCCCAAGUACCAAGGAGCUGGCACUGUCUGAAGAAAUAGAUGAGGGUUGUGGGAAUGCCAGUGACUGCACCAGUUUGGGGUCUCCAGGAACUGAGAACAGUGAUCCACUCAGCGAUGGGGAAGGGUCUUCUCAGACCUCAAAUGACUAUGUCAACGUGGCAGAGUUGGAUCUCGGGACCCCCCAAGGGAAGCAGCUCCGGGGAAUGUUUCAGUGCCGCAGGGAUUAUGAAAAUGUACCACCAGGUCCCAGUAGCAACAAGCAGCAGGAGGAGGAAGUGACAUCCUCAAACACAGACCAUGUAGAGGGCAGGACAGAUGGUCCAGAGACCCACAUCCCACCUGCCAUGCAGUCAGGGAGCUUCCUGGCUUUAAAGGAUUAUGUGGCCUGUCAGUCAUCUGCCCACAGUGAGAACGGGCCGUGGAAACGUGCAGAAGAGACGUCAAGUGAGGACUCUCAUGACUAUGAGAAUGUGUGAGCUGCCGAGGCAAGGACCAGGGGCUGAGCAGCGGCCUGACCCACGGCUCUUUCCUGACAAACUAAGACCCAGCCACCCAGCCGGCAAGCCACAUAAGUGGUCGCUGCUGCCAGAUUCACCCUUGAUGACCCUGUAUUUCAGUGGUUUCAUUUGGUUAGGCUAAGGAGAUGAAAUGAGUAGGGAGCUAAGGGCCUCUCAAAAGCAGAGUUUCGAGAAAGCCAGAAAGUAAUUCUUCUCAGCAAGUUUCUGUUACUUCUCAUAUCAACUUAAGAAUGUUUGCUGAAACUACCUUACAGAAUUGUUAGGAGGCUAAAAAUGGAAGAGUCCUUUAGUGCACAGUGGAAACAUGAUGGAGCCUAAAAUCAUUACCUUUGCUAAUACCAGCAGGCUGCAAAGAAAGAAUACAGAUUGUUUGGUAAUCCAGACAGAGGCCAAAAGGAAUGAAGAAGCUGGAGUGGGGUGGGGAGGGGGAGUUUCCACCCUAGAAUGAGUGUGGACCUCCAAACGCUGGAGAAAACACAGAAUAAUAAUGCUCAUCAUUGCUGAGGGGAUUGCAAGCCAUAACCUUCACUCUGGAAAAUUGUUCAUCAGUUUCUCAUAAACAUACACUUAUUAUACAACCCAGUCAUUCCACUAUUAGGUAUUUAUCCAAGUGUAAAGUUUGUGUUCACAAGAGAAAAAAAAACUUAUACAUUACUGUUUAUAGCAGCUUUAUUCAUAAUUGUGAAAACUUAGAAAUAUAUAAGUCUUUCAACAGGUGAAUGGAUAAACAAGCUGUCCUAUAUCCACACAAUGAAUUUAUCCACACUCACCGGUAAAAAUGAGUGAAGGAUAUAGGUUUAUGCAACAACAUGGACAAAUAUUAAAGACAUUUUGAUAAGUGAAA
Odocoileus virginianus texanus is the source of this 3111-nucleotide messenger RNA. It is a transcript of the gene LAX1, whose product is annotated as lymphocyte transmembrane adaptor 1. Gene Ontology annotation, biological process: antigen receptor-mediated signaling pathway; negative regulation of T cell activation; lymphocyte activation. NCBI's taxonomy places the organism in Eukaryota, Metazoa, Chordata, Mammalia, Artiodactyla, Cervidae. The record is from RefSeq and is a predicted model, not a curated record. Gene Ontology annotation, cellular component: plasma membrane.